This is a messenger RNA of Guillardia theta CCMP2712, 270 nucleotides long. RefSeq lists its product as hypothetical. The transcript is spliced from 2 exons. Bases 1 to 270 code for a protein of 89 amino acids. The record is from RefSeq and is a predicted model, not a curated record. NCBI's taxonomy places the organism in Eukaryota, Cryptophyceae, Pyrenomonadales, Geminigeraceae.
AUGGUGUGUCGAUGGUCCCGUGAGGAGUAUGAAUCCUGUGACAACAUCAUCUUCGACAUUGUUAUCAUCAUUAUCAUCAUCUACAUUCUCAACAUCAUCAUCGUCGUCAACAUGCACAUUAUGUACAUCGUCGUCGUCGUCGUCAUCAUCAUCAUCAUCAUCAUCAUCACCACCACCACCACCAUCUACAUCUACAUCAUCAUCAUCAUCAUCAUCAUCAUCGUCAUCGUCAUCGUCAUCAUCGUCAAACCUUCCAACUCUUGCAUUUGA